AAGAGGAUCAAACCUUAGAUCAAUCAAGAAAGAAACUUGAAGAGAAAGCAAAGCUGUAUGAGAAGAUGACAAAAGGCGAUUUCCCAGAUGAAGAAACUGAAGAUUUGUACCUAGUGGAUUUCACUCAGAAGAUCAUAGACAAACAGCGAGAAGUACAGGAACUGUAUCAGAAUGAAGCUGCUAGAAAGACUUUAGAAAAAGAGACAGAUGAUGAGGAAAUUGAACCAGAAAUGGAAAUACCACCACCAGAGGACCCAGAUGAAGAAUGGGUUGAUUAUGUUGAUUCCUUGGGCCGAUCUAGACGCUGUAUGAAGAAGGAUUUACCAAGUAUACUUAAAAUGGAUCAGGAACUUCAAGGGAAAAGACUGGACCCUGAUGGGAAUACACUGUUAUCUGAAGAUAUGAAAAGAGAACUUCAGAGGCAGCAGUGGGAAAAAGAAGAAGAAGAAGCCCUCCGAAAACCCAUGGGGCCCAUUCAUUAUGAGGAUAUUCGAGAAAAUGAGGCCAGACAGCUUGGUGUUGGUUACUUUGCCUUCUCUCGUGACCAGGAUCUUAGGCAUAAACAACGGGCAACACUGGAUAUGCUAAGAGAGCAGACACUGGAUCAAAGAACUAAACGUGAACAGUUAAAAGAAAAAAGGAAGGCAGCUCUAGAAUCAAGGCUGUCUAAACUUCGAGCACGGAAAGUGAAGAAGUUAAGGGAAGAAGGAUUAGAAGAAGAGGCAGAAAAACUGGAGAAUGGAGAGGUGAAAGACACCACCAGUCCAGUACAAGCUGAACCUGAAGUUCCAAGACCAAGCAGAAAGGUAGAAGUUGUCAUCCAGGAGAGAAGAGAUACAAAGCCUGGCGUGCCUUAUGUCCGUGAGUGGGAUAAAGGCAAAGAGUUGAUGUUUGGACAAUGGUCGAAGAAGCAGGAAGAACUCAGAGAUGAGCGAGAUCCUGAAUUUGCACCACCUUCUGAUUACUUUCUGGGGCAAAAGAAGGAUGAUAGUUACAGCAGCCAGAAUUUGAACAGUCCUGAAACCUCUCCUGGAAAAACAGAACCAGAAAUAUCAGAGGACCAAAAGAAGUUAUCAGUGCAGGCCAGUACCCACAGAGCUGAAGUUGUGCCACCAUCUGUGCAAGCAUAUAGCAACAAUGUUCAAGGUGGGCCAGCACCAGCAGAGGCCUCAGACAGUGAUGCUGAAGAUGGAUCAACAUCAGCGGAGACUGACAGCAAUGAUGAGCAGGAUGGGCUGCCGUCAGCACAACUACAUCUGUGGUGCUCAGAACAUGCUGCCACCAAUGCAGCCUUAUGGCUAUGGCGCUCCACAUAUGAUGCCACCAAUGCAGCCUUAUGGCUAUGGCGCUCCGCAUAUGAUGCCACCAAUGCAGCCUUAUGGCUAUGGCACCCCGCAUAUGAUGCCACCUAUGCAGCCUUAUGGCUAUGGCACUCCGCAUGUGCCAUUUUCAAUGCACGCUUAUGGCUACGGAACCCAGGAUGUGCCACCACCAGAGCAGGCCUGUGACUGCAGCGCUCAGGAUGCAGCACAGUCAGGGCAGGCCUGUGACUGCAGCGCUCAGGAUGCACCUCCUCCAGGGCAG
This is a messenger RNA of Phasianus colchicus (ring-necked pheasant), 1584 nucleotides long. The record is from RefSeq and is a predicted model, not a curated record. Lineage: Eukaryota; Metazoa; Chordata; Aves; Galliformes; Phasianidae.